Amphiprion ocellaris (clown anemonefish) is the source of this 4654-nucleotide messenger RNA. RefSeq names its product zinc finger, CCHC domain containing 4 (gene zcchc4). Gene Ontology annotation, cellular component: cytoplasm; nucleolus. The transcript is spliced from 14 exons. Lineage: Eukaryota; Metazoa; Chordata; Actinopteri; Pomacentridae. The coding region runs from base 110 to 1594 and encodes 494 amino acids. The record is from RefSeq and is a predicted model, not a curated record. Gene Ontology annotation, biological process: rRNA methylation. Gene Ontology annotation, molecular function: nucleic acid binding; zinc ion binding; rRNA (adenine-N6-)-methyltransferase activity.
ACGCCAAAUCUGCGCGACUGAAAACGGCAUGGCUCCCACUGCGCACACUGAGCUCCUCUCGUGUUAAAUUUUUAAAGGAAAAUCAACUACCUGUGGUAAAAGUCGCGACAUGGACGUGACUGAGGAACACGACGACAGUUUUGGGAUAGAAGUUGUUCUUCCAGACGGCGGGAAACCGGCGCCAUGUUGUCCGCACGGUCCGACGUUGCUGUUUGAGAAAGUCGCCAAAGGAAGCAAGGAAGGCAGGAGGUUUUAUGCCUGUUCUGCUUGUCGAGACAGAAAAGACUGCAGCUUUUUCCAGUGGGAAGAUGAUAAAGUGUCUGAGGCCAGACUGUUGGCCAGAGAGGCAGAUAACAAGUCAAAGCAGCCUCCGUUCACCCAGCAGGAGUACUGUAACAGGUUUAGGAAGUUCGCCUCCCUCCCUCUGGAUGAGAAGAAGUUCUGUCAGGAUUGCCAGGUUCUCCUGCUGCCUGCAGAGCUCAGCGCUCACUCUGCUCACAGAUCCACCGCCGUCAGCGCCGCUCAGCUGAGGAGGCCCAGCGUGCUGCUCCGUCCUCUGGACAACAAGAAGAGCAACGCCCAGUACCUGUUCACCGACCGCAGCGCACACUUCCUCCUGGACACCCUGGCUGCUCUGGGAUACAGGAAGGUGCUGUGUGUGGGAACACCCAGACUGCAGGAGCUGAUCAAGCUGCGAAACCUGGAGCAGAAACAUGAACCAAUGAAGAGUCUGCUGCUGGACAUUGACUUCAGAUAUGCCCAGUUCUACAGUCAGGAUGAGUUCUGUCAUUACAACAUGUUCAACAAUCACUUCUUUGGCGGAGAGGCCUCCAGCGCCGUCCUGAAGGCUUUCCUCAGAGAGUCCGAUGGGGAGAAGGUGGUGAUGGUGGCUGACCCUCCGUUCGGCGGCCUGGUGAAGCCUCUGGCCCACAGUUUCUCUCUGAUAGCUCAGACCUGGAAGACGCUAAAGAGCUCUGACAGUUCUGACGUUGAACUGCCCGUGAUGUGGAUUUUCCCGUACUUCUUUGAGCCUCGCAUCCAGGAGGGUCUCCCUUCAUUGACCAUGUUGGACUACCAGGUGGACUAUGACAACCAUGCUCUGUAUAAACAUGGGAAGACGGGCAGGAAGCAGUCUCCUGUCAGGCUCUUCACCAACAUUUCACCCAGAGACGUCGUCCUGCCCAAAGAGGAGGGAUACAGAUUCUGCUCUGUAUGUGACAGAUACGUUUGGUCCCUGAAUAAACACUGUGCUAAAUGCAACCUCUGCCCAUCCAAGGACGGCCGUGAAUGGAAGCACUGCUCAACGUGUGGGAAAUGUGUGAAACCGUCGUGGAAACACUGCCAGUCCUGCGGCCGCUGUGCCCUCCCGGACCACCCCUGUGGUGAAGGAAAGGAAGGCUGUUUCAACUGCGGCAGCCUGAAGCACAAACGCAAAUCCUGCCCUCUGAAAGACUCGCACAGGAUCAACAGUUUUUGGCCCAAAGCCAAGAAAGGAGGGAAAAUUAUGCUCCAUCGUCCCUCCUUUAAGCCUAAAGGGAAGAGGAAGUCUGGAGCAGCUCGCAGAGGCAAGAAGUCGACUGCUCAGUCUACGUAACGUCAACAGUCUCGUCAGCUGUGUGGCCCCAAGCAACGGGUUUAAAUUAAGACGAAGACCAGGACUGCAGAGAUGAGCGUUAGCGGUGCUCCUGGGGUUACAGCCUUUCUCGGCUCCCAUCUCUCUGCAGGCAGCACAUUGUUUAACUCAGCAGGUAGCCCAGAGCUCAUACAGUCUGCCUACACGUUGUGUACCGUCUGCAGCUGGAGGCGGGAGGCAAUUAGCAGCAAAUGCCUUGAGUGGCUGUCUCCAAAGUUUUAAACCUACAUGUUGAUGAUAAUCUUUAGGCUACUCAAAGUAAAACCAAUGGUGUUUUUUAACAGGAAGUUGGGUCGCUUUCUUAGCAUGGAGAGCAGUGACAAGAAUCAGUUCUCUUUAUGCUAAGCUAGGCUAAUCACCACCUAGUUAACACAAAAAAACAGGAAAAAUAAUUAAUCAUGCAGCCAGUGUAGUGCCCACUUUGGAAUAUCUGUGGCCUUGUCUCUGGAACUUCAAACCUGACAUCAAAACUGACAAAAUAUUCCAAUUUGGUCUUGAAAACACAAGUAUGUCAACAUAAAUGCACUUCUGAUAGGAACUGUUUUGCUCACAGGAUGUAAAAAACAAAGGAUAUUUAAUAGCAAGUGAAAAAAAUGUACUGCUACACCCCUACGAGACAAGAGUUUGACACAUAUGGAGAAUGCACUGGACUCUUGGUAUUAAUACUUCAAAUGUACUUCAAAUGUGAGAUUUAAUGCAUUGUGUGAGUUGAUAAUGGGAGAAGAAAGCAAGAAAUUAAGUUUGAGAAAUAACCAAAGGGUAUCUGGGUGUACAGAUGGUGGAUACUUAUUCGUAUUUUUAGCUUCUUCUGCCCUCUAGUGGCCAAAAGUCUGUUAAUACACCUUUAAAAAACAAUCGUCUAGGGACCAAACGGAGUCAAAUUAGAACUCCUACUCAGAUAAGUUUUUGUGAAACCAUGCAAGUCAUGAAUUCCACCAAGAAAUCAAGAGGAGGGGAAAAAAUCAGGCAGGAAACAAAAGCAGGAAAUUCAAGCAGACAGAGGCGAAAGGCCAGCAGAGCGUUUUAAAGAAGCACUGAUGUGUGAAUCAAAUGCUAAGCAGAGACAGAUGUGUAUCUGACAGUCUUCCUCUCAGUGAAAUGGAAAUGAGGUGGGAAAAAAAGGAAAGAAAAAUCUAAUUAGAUAUACGAUAAAUGUGGAAGAAUGGAGCCUUUUCCCCCCUCGGCUUCCAUGUAUUUUAUAUUCGCACAUCAAAACAGUGGAGCAAAGUGGAAGGUAAUCGUGCAGGUAAAUGGAAUGAAAGGCCACGGCAGGGCUGGGGUUGUGUUCACGGAGAUGAAAAGAUGUGUGGGCUGCAUACACACUCUAAAAACCAUGGUCUGUCUUCUGCUAAUUUGGAACGUAAUGGCAUAAAACAAUAUUUCUUCUCAUAUCAGAUGUUUCUAAUGAGCAGAGGCAAGCUUAAAUCAUCAAAUAUACAUGAAGUCGCCCUUUUCUUCAAUAAAGGAUGUCUGCAGCGAUGCAAGUAGGGGAUUCAUGAAUAUCUGUAACCAAUUUUAUACCAAUUUAUUAAGGAAGUUUGGAUAUAUUUCAAAAAAUGUUUGAUUAACCCUCCUGUUGUCCUCAUUUAUGGGCACCAAAAAAUACUGUUUCCUUGUCUGAAAAAAAAUCAAGAAAUUCAGCAAAAAAAAAUCCCCAAAUUUCUGAAAAUUUGCAAAACCUUCUGGAAGAAAAUAUUGGAAUAAAGUCCAAUAAUUCCUUAAAAGUUUUCCUUUAAAGUUUUAUUGGAAAAAAAUCCCCCAGAUUUGGCAAGAAAGUUCUUGUAUAUAUUUUCAAAAAAUGAGUAAAAAUCUUCCAAAAAAAUCCUAAAAAUAUCUAAAGUGAUUCCAUAUAUAUCAGUAAAACUUCGAAUAUUUUCUUUAAGAACAUUCACAAAAAAAUCAACCAAAAUCUAGCGAAUUUCGCUGGAUUUUGGUUGAUUUUUACGUGAAUGUUCUUAAGAAACAUUUUUAACAUUUCUUUUUCCACCCAAAAAUGUUCAAAGAUUUCUCAAAAUUGUUGCAAAUGUGGACAUCAGAGGUUUCACUGCAAUUUUUUUUCUCCAUAUUUUCAAACUUUAAAACAGGUCAAUUUUUAUCCACAUGACGACACGAGGGUUAAAAAGCUGUCACUGGUGAGCAAAGUCAUUGUAAAUGGACCGCCAUUUACAUAGUGUUCACUUCAGUAUUGGUCAGACUGCUGUAAAAUGUGUACAGUAAUGUGUGGUACCCUGAGGAUACAUCUCCUUAUGUCACUUUAGAGUGACAAUAUCAUGAGUUUGGAUAAAAUAUCUCAACAACUAUUGGAUCGAUUGCCAUGAAAAGUGGUUCAGACAUUGUCAAUCUCCUGACGAUUAGUUGCUAGAAGCCUAAAGAUUCCAGGACUUGUUUUAAAUGUACAACUGAUACCACUCCUGCACAGAGUGAGUAUACAAGAAUAAUGUUAUGUUUGUUUUUUUCGCAAAAUACUGAACUUCUUUUUUGCUAACAGCUUCUUUUGUUGUUGAUCUCAUACUAAAGGACGCUUCAAAUAACCGAACACACCUUUAGCGUCUAAAACAGGUUACUAUACAAGCUCCUCUGUAGAGGCUGUCAAAGAGGCCGCUGUUUUAUUCCAUCUGAACUAAAACUGUGUUUUGUCAAAAGAGAGAAAGGAUCUGAGCUGAAAGGAUCCGAGCUGAAAGAGGCGGUUGUCGAUUCUAUUUCCAUCCUUUCUGUAAGUGUUUCCUGUCUGAACCUGCACUGACCUUUUGAAGCAAAGAGGGUUUUUUCAGCUGCUUUAAUCUACUGAGAACAAAGACACCUAUCACAGCAGGUGGCCACACACACACCUGCUGGACAGACACACACAAUACAGCUUUUCACACCCUGGAUACGAAACAUUGCUGCGUCAUUGGUCGGUUAAAGUGACAGUGUCCUGUCAUUCAGACUUUUAUAUGAUAUGUACUGAACAUGUGAGACUGAACCACACGUUAUUUGAUGUAUAAAUCACAACAAAGCAGUAAUAAAAGACUAAUUAACUGA